CGUGUGAUUUUAUGAACACUGCUCCCAACGGGACUUCAAGUCUCCCCUGCCAGGCUGUUACGUCCGUCAUUUGCUAGAGGCCUUGCCGGCUUCCCCAAUGAAGAUACAUCACAGGCACAUGCGGCUCAACCUCAAUGUGCACGCUUUGCAUUGUCACUGCAUCGCAUCCCCUUUCCGGCUUCGGCCGUCUUUCCCCUUCACACUCCACGUGUUUCUCUGUACUGCAGUCACAUCAUCUGCCUCGACUUCAUUGCUUCGCGGAAACGACAAAAGAAGCAAGCUCGACGCACAAUUUGAUGUAAGUAUUCUGCACCGCAAUGUAUUUGCCGCUAGGUAUUAGUGCAUAGCCAAUACGUGAUUUCUCUCAUCAAGUCUUCGA
This is a messenger RNA of Tilletiaria anomala UBC 951, 379 nucleotides long. RefSeq lists its product as uncharacterized. Bases 98 to 340 code for a protein of 80 amino acids. The record is from RefSeq and is a predicted model, not a curated record. NCBI's taxonomy places the organism in Eukaryota, Fungi, Basidiomycota, Exobasidiomycetes, Georgefischeriales, Tilletiariaceae. The transcript has a single exon.